UAAAAAGUCAUAAUUGAAAACUAACUUACAAUAAUGAAGACUUCGCAAGCAGAAACUCUUCUCGCGAUAUUGUACAAUGCAUCGAUGAUUUUUUCGAUUGUGUCUUUAACAUCUCUCGCGAUCAUUUGGCAGCAUUGGGAAAUGACGUUAAACGUUUGCAUUAGCGUUAAUUGCGGUUGUAUAUUAUAUGGUAUUAAUACAUUUAGCACGUUUAUGGGUGGCGAUAUAAAAUUAUGCCAUUUUGGUGUCUAUGGACUCGUUCCUACUGUUAUAAUCGGCUUGUGCCUUGGUGUAUAUCAUAUUUACAGAUGCUGUAUUAAUCGUGGUCUCGAUGAGCCCAGGACAAUAAAUUAUAGUAAUAACAGAACUACUAUCAAUGGGCAAGUUGUCGUAAUUGGCCCUAAAAGGAGAGCUCCAUUUAAACAAUGGAUGUCGUCAGCAUUUUGCGCUGCUCUGAUUGGUUGUCUAUCGCUUGCACACGCAGUUGUUAUGACGGACGGAUUUUAUAAAACUUGUGAACAAUAUAAAAGAGGUCUGAUUCAACUUUUGGGUUCCAGAGGACGUGAAGCUCAUGUAAUUCGAUAUAGACUCGCUUGUGCUGCAAUUUUUGACUACAUGGAUUAUCUUCAACCGGAUGUUAAUAAUUUUAGGCGGGGAGAAGAACUAAAUACAGGUUUUGCAUUACAACUCGCAAUCGUUUGUACAUGGCUUAAUUUUGUUACAUGGGUCAUUAUAUGUCUUCUCUGUUUUACCAUGGCUAAAAAAAAACUCAAUACUUUAGGAGAACACUUUUGUUGUUGCUGAAUUAAUUUUCUUAUUCAAGUAUCAUCUUUUAAUAUCAAUUUACAAAAUCAAUUUGAUUUGCGAUAAAUAAAUAAUUCGCUUUGCUAGUCCUUAUUAAAAUUCAUUAUCAUUCCAUCAUAUAGAC
Messenger RNA from Vespula pensylvanica (western yellowjacket), 928 nucleotides. RefSeq lists its product as uncharacterized. The coding region runs from base 34 to 804 and encodes 256 amino acids. The record is from RefSeq and is a predicted model, not a curated record. The transcript has 3 exons. Lineage: Eukaryota; Metazoa; Arthropoda; Insecta; Hymenoptera; Vespidae.